AUGUUGAAAUGCAGAAGUGUACAAGUCUUACAAGGUGACAUGAACUGGAUUAUGAUAACGCUUUUCAUUAUACUUGCCAACGCAAUUACUGUUGUAAACGGUUACGUUCGCGGAUGUUACUACACAAAUUGGGCUCAAUAUCGACAAGGAGAAGGCAAAUUCUUGCCGGAAGAUAUCCCAAUAGGCCUGUGCACUCACAUUCUUUAUGCAUUCGCCAAAGUUGACGAGAAAGGCACAUCAAUGGCAUUUGAAUGGAAUGACGAAGAUACCGAAUGGUCAAAAGGGAUGUACUCACGUGUAAUAAAACUGAGAGAGAACGAUCCAACACUGAAAAUCCUUCUUUCUUAUGGUGGCUAUAACUUCGGAUCGUCAACUUUUACU
This is a messenger RNA of Acanthocheilonema viteae, 381 nucleotides long. The record is from the annotation of a GenBank genome assembly. Lineage: Eukaryota; Metazoa; Nematoda; Chromadorea; Rhabditida; Onchocercidae.